Corylus avellana is the source of this 1877-nucleotide messenger RNA. RefSeq names its product Protein kinase superfamily protein. The record is from RefSeq and is a predicted model, not a curated record. Gene Ontology annotation, molecular function: ATP binding; protein kinase activity. Gene Ontology annotation, biological process: protein phosphorylation. NCBI's taxonomy places the organism in Eukaryota, Viridiplantae, Streptophyta, Magnoliopsida, Fagales, Betulaceae.
AGCAGGUUCUGUUUCCUUAUCAACCUCAACACCCCCACCACUUCUCAUCCAAAGGACUUCUGAACUCACUACCAAUUGGUGGGGGAUAAGAGAUUUUCUGGUUUGCCCUUUGCCAAUAUUUACGUGAGGGUGUCAUUGAAGCAAGUUUCUCCAUCCAAUUGUCUGUUUCAUGCAACAUAAUCUGUCAUUUUAGUCUAUAAACAAAGAAUCAGAUCAAUUCAAGAAAGUGUGAUUAUGCCUUUCGGAUUGGUUUCAGCGUGGAACAAGCGCCGGAGAAGCAAGUCUCAUGAUAAUGCAGACCCUUGGAUUUACAAACCUGUGGAACUUUGGCAACUUGAAGAUCAAACACCCCAACCCGCGAAAAGGCACCAUGGUUCAUCAGUAUUCACACUAAAGGAGAUGGAAGAGGCAACAAAUGCAUUCAGAGAUGAGAAUCUGCUUGGCAAAGGAGGAUUCGGCCGAGUUUAUAGAGGCACUUUGCGGUCAGGAGAGGUUGUAGCAAUCAAGAAAAUGGAGCUGCCACCAUUUAAAGCAGCUGAAGGGGAGCAUGAGUUUCGGGUCGAAGUUGAUAUCUUGAGCAGACUCGACCACCCAAAUCUGGUGUCCUUGAUAGGCUAUUGUGCUGAUGGAAAGCACAGAUUUCUGGUCUAUGAAUAUAUGCACAAUGGGAACCUGCAAGAUCACUUAAAUGGAAUUGGAGAAGCAAAAAUGGAUUGGCCUAGAAGGCUCAAAGUGGCACUUGGAGCUGCAAGGGGACUUGCUUAUCUCCAUUCAAGUUCUUCGGUUGGGAUUCCAAUCGUUCAUCGAGACUUUAAGUCCACCAAUGUCCUUCUAAAUGCCGACUUUGAAGCAAAAAUAUCUGAUUUUGGGCUUGCCAAGUUAAUGCCAGAGGGCCAGGAGACCUAUAUGACGGUUAGAGUGCUUGGUACAUUUGGCUAUUUUGAUCCUGAGUAUACAUCGACAGGGAAACUCACUCUACAAAGUGAUGUUUAUGCAUUCGGAGUGGUUCUUCUUGAGCUUUUGACUGGACGUCGAGCUGUGGACUUGAACCAGGGACCAAAUGAUCAAAACCUUGUACUACAGGUAAGGAACAUAUUGAAUGAUAGGAAGAAACUGCGUACGGUGAUAGAUCCUGAGCUGAACCGAAGUUCAUACACAAUGGAGUCUAUAGUCAUGUUUGCAAACUUGGCAUCAAGGUGUGUCCGUGUAGAGAGUAGCGAGAGACCCUCAAUGGCAGAUUGUGUAAAAGAACUCCAAGGGAUUAUUUAUAUAAAUUCAAAAGGCUCGCGCACAGCUAUGCACACUUUGAGAAUGGUCUAACAAAGCCAGAUGUUUAAACGGCAGGAUGUAACUGUGUGAAUAAAAAAGAUCCUUACUUCUUUUGUUAAUGAUUUAUUGAAACUAGGGAGCUUGUGAUCCUACAAACUCAACAAUCUAACAAUGAAUUUAUUUGGUAAGGAUCCAUGACAAAGAGAAAGCACUUGAAUAGAUUAUCAGAAACAACAGCAGCAAUCCAAAAAAGAUCAAGUUGAAGAUGGCUUUUCUGCGUACAACCAAGAGAACCUAGCAAGUAAAUCAACAAUAAGGCAUCAUUUCCAGCUAUAUCCAGUCUCCUGGUACCAUCUGUCCAUCACCACUUUGUUUUGGAAUGUUCUACUUGGUGACCUGUGCUACCACACUGGUUCUGUUUCUAGGCCUACUGCUACACGCUAUACACUAAUUAAAUUCAAAAAAUAUGUGAUAUAUAUCCAUAUAAAGCUAUAACGUUAUUGGUGUUCAUGGAUUUGAUUCACAGCCUCAUUAAGUCUCUGAUACAGAGCCAUAUACCUCAGAGAAAAUAAAGCAUAAGGCAGAAAACAGGGAUUUUACAGAAAAAU